UUUGGUGUUGAAUUCAUGUCACAUAUUGCAAUAGAUGACUUGGAAGAGAUUUUUACGCAAGAACAACUAGGCGUCGCUAAUAUGCACUCGUACAUCCGGUUGUUGCAUGACAGAGUGUUGCGCGGGACUGCAUUGUCAAACAGAUUCCGUUUCGUGUCUUCCGCCCAUUGCAGCGGAAUGACAAUUGCUUCGGAACCGGAAUCAGUUAGACAGCGCUUAGUCGAUAGAUUCAUGUCAUCCGGCAAUACAGAAAGUCUGAUUCUUUGGGCGUAUAAUACCCGACCAGUAGGAGCACACUGGUUGUUGCUUGCUAUCAACCCGAUAAGAGAAGUGGUAUAUUUUCUGAAUUCGGUAGAUGGUGAGUGGAACAAUUAUCCGGCUAUGAAGGAAAUUAUUGAUUUAUCAAUACAAGUGUUCUGAAGUCAACGAGACGCACAGGUAUCCCGGACUAAAUCAAAC
Molecule: messenger RNA, 459 nt
Organism: Vicia villosa (hairy vetch)
Lineage: Eukaryota; Viridiplantae; Streptophyta; Magnoliopsida; Fabales; Fabaceae
Exons: 4
Coding region: 16-420 (134 amino acids)
Source: RefSeq, a predicted model, not a curated record